Syngnathus typhle (broad-nosed pipefish) is the source of this 2307-nucleotide messenger RNA. It is a transcript of the gene med15, whose product is annotated as mediator complex subunit 15. The record is from RefSeq and is a predicted model, not a curated record. Bases 132 to 2234 code for a protein of 700 amino acids. Gene Ontology annotation, molecular function: transcription coregulator activity. NCBI's taxonomy places the organism in Eukaryota, Metazoa, Chordata, Actinopteri, Syngnathiformes, Syngnathidae. The transcript is spliced from 18 exons. Gene Ontology annotation, biological process: regulation of DNA-templated transcription.
CGCAGAAUAGAAGACGAAGAAGACAAGAGGAGCGCGUCAAGAGAUUGUGGCCCACUUUGUUGUUGUAGCUCUUUGAAUAUUUUGUGUCUGAAACGUGUUUGAUUAACUUUAUUGUCUGGCUUGCCGUCGCAAUGGAGGUUCCGGGACCCGAUAGCGACUGGAGAAGUCCUCAGUUCCGGCAGAAAGUCGUUGCUCAGAUUGAGGAGGCCAAGAGGAAGGCGGGGAGCGGACACAGCAAGUCCAGCACGGACAUGGAGAACCACGUUUACAUCAAAGCCAAGUCCAGAGAGGAGUAUCUGUCCCUGGUGGCCAGGCUCAUCAUCCACUACCGCGACAUCCACAAAAAGACCCUGGGAGGUCCAGAUCCCAUCAAUGCCCUAACUAACCUGACGGGCGUCGGAGGGGGCCCGGGGGCCAUCGGCAUGGGGCCCCGCCCCGCCGGUGCCCCCGUUGGGGGAAUGGGGCCCAUGGCACCCAUGCAGAUAGGCCAGCAUGCCAUGCCCGGGGUGUCUGGAAAUCCACAACCCUUGGGGGGUCCGACCCAGUUGUCCUUGCAGCAGCAACAGCAGCAGCAGCAGCAGAACUUGCAGUUCCAACAGUUCCAGCAGCAGCAGCAGCAGUUCCAAGUUCAACAGCAGAUGAGAGCCCAGCAGCAGCAGAUGCACCAGAACCAACAACAGCAAAAUCAGCAGCAGCAGAACCAGAUGCAUCAGUCUAGGAUGCAGCAGCAGCAGCAGAUGGUGCAGUUACAGCUGCAGCAGCAGCAUGCGCAGGCACAGGCACAGUCCAUUCAGCACAUGGUCCAGCAGCAGGCGCAGGCUCAGCCAGGCCCCAUGCAGCCGCUCCUACAGCAGCAGCAGGCCGCCAUGGUUCCACAGUCUCUGGCUGGACAAAUGGCGCCCGCCCAGCACGUCCCCAUCAACUCGUUGAGUCAGCAGCAGCACCAACUCAAGAUGCAGCAGGCUUUCCAGGCCCGGGCAGCGUUGCAGCAACAGCAACAACAGCAGCAGCAGCAGCAGCAACAGCAGGCGGCCGUACAGGCGCAAAUGGCCGCCGCAUCAGGCCAGCUGGUGCGUCCCAACAUGCAGAUCCCUGCCCGAAUGCCCCGGCCCGCAAUGGCCCCGGCCAUCCCGCCCCCCAAUGCUGCCGCCGUGACGCAGCAGGUGCAGCAGCAUGCCAUGAUGUCGUCCCCCUCGCCCGUGCAGGUCCAGACCCCGCAGUCCAUGCCUCCGCCUCCCCAACCCUCUCCUCAGCCUCCCACCUCACAGCCCAACUCGGCCAGCUCAGGUCCCACGCCGUCUCCGGGGGGCUUUCAGCCCAGCCCAUCCCCCCAACCCUCACAGAGUCCGUCUACCGCCAGGACACCCCAGAACUAUGGUGUCCCCUCGCCCGGCCCACUUAGCACUCCAGGAAACCCAAACUCUGUGAUGAGUCCCGCUGGGGCAGCGUCCCAGGAGGACCAGCAGUACAUGGAAAAACUUAAGCAGCUUUCCAAAUACAUCGAGCCUCUGCGUCGCAUGAUCAACAAGAUUGAUAAGAACGAAGAGCGAAAGAAGGACCUCAGCAAGAUGAAGAGUCUCCUCAACAUCCUCACAGACCCCAAGACCAGGUGUCCUCUGAAGACGCUGCAGAAGUGUGAGAUUGCAUUGGAGAAGCUAAAGAACGACAUGGCCGUGCCGACACCUCCGCCGCCACUGCCGCCCAAGCAGCCGUAUUUGUGCCAGCCACUACUUGACGCGGUUAUGGCCAACCUCCGCUCUCCCGUCUUCAACCACUCGCUCCAUCGCACCUUCGCCCCCGCCUUAUCCGCCAUUCACGGCCCACCCAUCACCGGCCCGUCGGUUCCUUUGCGGAAGAGGAAGCAUGACGAGGAUGAGCGUCAGAAGGUGCCCAACAUCCUGCAGGGCGAGGUGGCCCGGCUGGACGUUAAGUUCCUGGUGCACCUGGACCCGGCCUACUGCAGUAACAACGGCGCCGUGCACCUGCUGUGCAAGCUCGAGGACAAAAACCUUCCUACCGUUCCGCCGCUCCAGCUGAGCGUUCCCGCUGACUAUCCGGACAAUAGCCCCUACUGGGCUGACCACGCCGACCAGUACGGCGCCAACCAUUUCCUGCAGUCGGUGCAUAGGACCCUGGCGUCCAAGCUGCUGCAGCUCCCCGACAAGCACUCGCUGACGGAGGUUCUGCACACGUGGGCGCAGAGCGUCCGCCAGGCCUGUUUGUCCGCCGCGUGAUGGCAACAUCUCAAAUGGCAACCUUUUUUCUCUUUGAACAUUAAUAAAACACCAUCAUCACGUCUGAAGACCA